This is a messenger RNA of Cooperia oncophora, 714 nucleotides long. Lineage: Eukaryota; Metazoa; Nematoda; Chromadorea; Rhabditida; Trichostrongylidae. The record is from the annotation of a GenBank genome assembly.
UUGGAGAAGCACGUACGAUGUUCAUACCUCUCUUUGAUUUCAAAUCGGUGGCUGUCAGUGCGACUGGAGAUAUUGGGAAGCACAGUAAUUCUUGCAACUGCUUUACUGGCUGUGAUAUCGCGUGAUUGGGGUACCGUCACCGCUGGUGCCAUCGGUUUGUCAGUCUCCUACAGUUUGAAUAUCACUUUCAUGCUCAACCUUCUAGUUCGUCAAGUGAGUGAAGUAGAGACAAACGUUGUCGCAGUCGAGCGAAUAAAAGAAUACACUGAAACAGCCGUGGAGGCACCGUGGCGAGGACAGCUCCCUCCUCCAGAUGGUUGGCCUAGUGAUGGUGAAGUGUCGUUCGAAAGUUACUCGACCCGUUACCGUCCAGGUCUUGACCUUGUUCUGAAGGAUGUCACUAUUCAUAUAUCACCUGGAGAGAAAGUUGGAGUCGUCGGGAGAACUGGUGCAGGCAAAUCUUCAUUGACGCUUGCAUUAUUCCGAAUCGUCGAGCCUGCGGACGGCAAAAUUCUUCUAGACGGCAUUGACAUAACAUCAGAUCCUGUGUUGUUCUCCGGCACGUUACGAUUCAACUUGGAUCCCACUUCGAAGUACUCCGACGGGGAGCUCUGGAUGGCCAUUGAACUGGCGAACUUGAAGCCAUUCGUGGAGAGCCUCCCGCUAGGAAUUCAACAUCAAAUUGAUGAAUCCGGCGAAAAUAUAAGCUUCUGA